AUGGACCCCACCUCCAUUAUCCAAAGAGAAAAUAAAUAAAGCGGAAUAUUAACCAUAGCCUCGUUCCCCCCUCUUCUCUCUCCACCAACCAUGGACAUCACCACCAUCAACCACGCCAUGCAACUCCAUGCAAAUUUACUAAAGACAGGCCCUUUCCACACCCAAACACCCUCCCUAAUCAAACUCCUCACCUUCACUGCCCUCUCUCAUCAUGGGAACAUCCACUAUGCCCACGCAAUCCUCACCUCCAUACCUAAUUCCACCUCUCAUCUUUGGAACACCAUAAUCAGGGGCUAUUCAAUCAGCUCUGAACCCAAAGAAGCCCUCCUCCUCUUCUGCAAAAUGUUAAACCAAGGAUCCCCUUCACCUGAUAACUAUACCUACCCUUUCCUCCUAAAAUCCUGCGCUCGCCUCCAUGCCCCCGAAGAGGGCCGCCAAAUCCAUGCCGUCACUUUUAAAACCGAUCUUCAAUCUGACCCCUUCGUACAAAACUCUCUCAUUUAUAUGUAUUCUAAUUGUAAAGAACCUGACGCCUCCCACAAAGUAUUUGAUAAAAUGGACCAUAGGGAUGUGGUCUCAUACACCUCGAUGAUUGCUGGCUAUGUGGACAACAGACGUUCAGUCAAAGCCCUGGAUUUGUAUGGAAAGAUGGAGAGGGAAGGCAUAAGCCCUAAUGAGGCCACAUUGCUUGCACUUUUGGGAGCUUGUGCUAGCACCGGGGCUUUGAGUAUUGGCCAAAAGAUCCAUAGGAUUAUUUGUAGAAAAAACCGUGGAUGUGAGGCCAAGAUUUUUACUGCUUUGAUAGAUAUGUAUGCAAAAUGUGGAUGCAUAAGAUGCUCAAAGAAACUAUUCAAUGAAAUGCCUCGACGAGAUGUUUUCUCAUGGACAGCUAUGAUCGAAGGGCUUGCCAGCCAUGGGCUAUGUGAAGAGGCAUUAUUGUGUUUUCACAGCAUGAAGGAGGAGGGAUCGGAACCUGAUCAGUUGACUUUCACAGCUAUUCUAUCUGCUUGCAGAAAUGCAGGUUGGGUCGAGCAGGGCCGUCAAAUUUUCGAAAGCAUGCUGCCUGAAUAUGGUAUCAAGCCAGAAAUUCAGCAUUAUGGCUGCAUGGUGGGUCUCCUAGCUAGGGCAGGGCUCCUUCAAGAAGCUGAGGAACUUAUUAGAAAUAUGCCCAUAAAGCCUGAUGCAAUUUUAUGGAGGACAUUAGCCUCAGCCUGCAAGACAAAUGGCAACAUUUCUCGAGCCGAGUUUCUAAUAAAGCAACAUCUUCUUGAGAUUGAACCUAAAGAAAGUGGAAACUAUGUUCUUCUGAGUAAUAUAUACGCAUCAGUUGGAAAAUGGCAAGAGAAAGCAAAGGUUAGGAAGAUAAUGGGAAAUAGAGGGAUCGGAAAGCCACCAGGACAGAGCUUGAUAGAGGUUGAUGGAGUGAUCCAUGAAUUCGUGGCAGGGGGAUCAGACCAUCCUGAGGCCCAAAAUAUUUACAGGAAACUGGAAGAAAUUGGUAGAAAGUUGAGAACAGAGGGAUAUCAUCCAAAGGUAUCAGAGGUUUUACUUGACAUGGAUGAUGAAGACAAGGAGUCCGCACUUUUACACCAUAGUGAGAAGCUGGCAAUUGCAUUUGGGCUUAUAAGCAUGAGAAAAGGUUCGGAAAUAAGGAUUGUGAAGAACCUGAGGUCUUGUGAGGAUUGUCACAAUGCUGCAAAACUCAUCUCAAAAAUAUAUCAGAGAGAAAUAAUCAUGAGAGAUAGGGUCCGGUUCCACCAUUUCAAAGACGGGUCAUGUUCUUGUGGAGAUAAUUGGUGAAGGUCAAAGGGUAUCAUAGUGGUG
Molecule: messenger RNA, 1824 nt
Organism: Amborella trichopoda
Lineage: Eukaryota; Viridiplantae; Streptophyta; Magnoliopsida; Amborellales; Amborellaceae
Source: RefSeq, a predicted model, not a curated record